AUGCCUGUGACCUGUUCCGAUAUCUUCAAGCUCAUAUUCGCCAUCAUCUUGCCACCUUUGGGUGUCUUCUUGGAAAGAGGCUGCAGCUCGUCCUUCUUCAUCAACAUCAUCUUGACCAUCUUAGGUUACAUUCCUGGUAUUAUCCACGCGGUGUAUGUGAUUGCGCGAUACUAG
Messenger RNA from Suhomyces tanzawaensis NRRL Y-17324, 174 nucleotides. RefSeq lists its product as uncharacterized. Bases 1 to 174 code for a protein of 57 amino acids. Lineage: Eukaryota; Fungi; Ascomycota; Pichiomycetes; Serinales; Debaryomycetaceae. The record is from RefSeq and is a predicted model, not a curated record. The transcript has a single exon. Gene Ontology annotation, cellular component: membrane.